This is a messenger RNA of Fraxinus pennsylvanica, 969 nucleotides long. Lineage: Eukaryota; Viridiplantae; Streptophyta; Magnoliopsida; Lamiales; Oleaceae. The record is from the annotation of a GenBank genome assembly.
AUGGCAGCAACAAGUUCUUCCACUUCUUCUCUUCCCAUUCAAAGAUUAUUAGGAAAAGUUGCUUUGGUCACUGGAGGUGCUGGUGGUAUUGGACUUAGCAUCGUACGCCUGUUUCACAAACAUGGUGCAAAAGUUUGUGUAGCUGAUAUUCAAGACGAUAUUGGUCAGAAUUUGUGCAAGACCUUAGGUGACAACACUUCCGUUUCCUUUUGCCAUUGUGAUGUGACACUUGAAGAUAUUAGGAACUUUGAUCUCUCUGUGUUUGAGAAGGUGUUUGAUGUAAAUGUAAAAGGCGUUUUCCUUGGAAUGAAACACGCUGCACGGAUAAUGAUUCCAGCUAAGAAGGGGUCAAUUAUAUCUAUGUGCAGUGUUGCAUGUACCAUCGGUGGUCUGGGCCCACAUGCGUACACAGGGUCAAAGCAUGCUGUUUUAGGGCUCACCAGGAAUGUUGCAGCAGAGCUAGGGAAACAUGGUAUCCGUGUGAACUGCAUUUCACCUUAUGCUGUUGCAACGAGUUUGGCUCUGGCCCACUUACCGGAGGACGAGAGGACUGAGGUUGCAAUGAUUGGUUUCCAUGAUUUCGUGGGGAGGAAUGCCAACUUGCAGGGCGUGGAAUUGACAGCCGAUGAUGUGGCAAAUGCUGUUGUCUUCUUGGCCAGUGAUGAGGCCAGAUAUAUAAGUGGGUCAAAUCUCAUGGUCGAUGGUGGUUUCACAUCUGCAAACCACUCUCUUCGGGUAUUUAGUAUUACAAGCAGCAACUAUUGCAAUCGGUUCUAUUUCAUCAUAAGCUUAAAUUCUAUGAUGAUCUCAUUUUAUACUUGGGAAAAUGCUCUGUUAGUUGCCAUGGAUGGCUUGGAGAACCUUCGAGGGGAUUACAAAUUUCAGUCAGAAGGUAGCAGUUGGGCUUUUGGGCAGCUUGUGGAGUUGAGCCUUGAUUUUGGAGUCAAAGCCAACGACGAAGUUAGCUAG